AUGACAGCUCUGGCCGGAGGUCUGCCCAGAAUGAUGAGACCAACUCCACACCAGAACUACCCACGCGGGGGAUAUUCCCUUGAAGUGUCCACUCCUUUAGGCCAGGGCCGGGUAAACCAGCUCGGUGGAGUCUUCAUAAAUGGAAGGCCACUUCCAAACCACAUUCGUCACAAAAUCGUUGAAAUGGCGCACCACGGGAUCCGACCGUGCGUCAUAUCCAGACAGCUGCGAGUGUCCCACGGCUGCGUGUCCAAAAUCUUGUGCCGCUAUCAAGAGACCGGCUCCAUCAGGCCGGGGGCCAUCGGAGGCAGCAAACCCAAGCAAAUGACUUCUCCGGAAGUUGAUAAGAAAAUUGAAGAAUAUAAGAGGGAAAACCCAGGCAUGUUCAGCUGGGAGAUUCGUGACAAGCUCCUGAAAGAUGGAGUCUGCGAUAGAAACAACGUGCCUUCAGUGAGCGCGAUUAGCCGCAUCAUGAGGUCCAAAUUUGGAGAGGAUGAAGAAGAUGAAGAGGAGGUGGUGAAGCGGGAGUUGGACGAGAGCGAGCCGCGCACCAAACACAGCAUCGACGGUAUCCUCGGAGGCACCUCGAGCCAUUCGGAUGAAGCUUCAGAUGUGGACUCUGAGCCAGGGUUGCCUUUGAAGAGAAAGCAGCGUCGCAGCCGGACUACCUUCACUGCAGAGCAACUAGAGGAGCUGGAGAGGGCUUUUGAACGCACUCACUACCCCGACAUUUACACCAGAGAGGAGCUAGCGCAGCGAGCUAAGCUCACAGAGGCUCGAGUCCAGGUAUGGUUCAGCAACAGAAGAGCCCGCUGGAGAAAACAGGCUGGGGCAAAUCAGCUAAUGGCAUUCAACCAUCUUAUUCCUGGAGGCUUUCCCCCAAGUGCUAUGCCAGGUCUGCAGCCAUAUCAGCUUUCUGACAGCCCCUACCCUCCAACUUCUAUCGCACAAGCAGUGGCUGAACAGACGAGCACAGUACAUCGGCCCCAGCCUCUGCCCCCCACCACAGUGCACCAGAGUGGAAUCACCUCCUCGGUCAGCCCCCAGGACGCAGGGUCGGCCUACUGCUUGUCUUCUGGACGCCAUGGUUUCUCCGGGUACUCCGAGAGCUUUGUGACCUCAUCGGCACACGGCAACCCCGGUGUGAACUCUGCCAUCAGCAACAGCCUCUCCCCACAGGUGAUGGGCUUGCUGAACCCAAGCGCAGUGUCACAUCAGACCCAGAGUGACUACGCCAUCUCUCCCUUGACUGGAGGUCUAGAUGCGAAUGGAGGAAUGGCCCCCACUUGCCACAGCUCCCAGCGGCUGGAGGGGCUCCCAGGGCUGGCCAGUAUGCCCACUCUGCCCAGCAGCCAGUCCUACUGCCCCCCAUCGUACACGUCCCCUGCUUAUGCUGUGGACCACCAUCCGCCAUAUCAAUAUGGACAGUACAGCCAGAGCAAGGUGCCAUUCAUUAUCUGA
Messenger RNA from Knipowitschia caucasica, 1461 nucleotides. NCBI's taxonomy places the organism in Eukaryota, Metazoa, Chordata, Actinopteri, Gobiiformes, Gobiidae. The record is from the annotation of a GenBank genome assembly.